GAGUACUGGUAGAGAUGAUGGUCAUGAUUAGUAGUAGUACUGGUAGUGAUGAUAUCAUGAUCAAUUUGAUCAUGAUUUGUAGUAUCUGAAUUAGUGCAUGAUUUGUAGUAGCAGUAGUAUUGGUUUGUAGUAUCUGAACUAGUGUUAUUAUACUGAUUGGAUGGGUAGAGAGAUUUAUGGGAGUGAGCCAAUUGGGAUUGUAAUAGUUGCAGUGAAGAGUUUUAAUCUUGUUCUUAUACAUACUCUGAUGUGACAACUGAAAUUUAUGAGCAUAUGAUGGUAUUAAUUUAUGAUUACUACUAUUUUACCAACUAAGCAUUUGGUCUUUUUAUAAGUACAAUAGCCUUGUUCUCUCCUCCAUCGUCACUCUAGUAUGUCAUAGGCAAUUAUUAUCAUAAUUGAGCAAAUCUUUCAGGAGAUGGAACUGAAACAGUGUGUGAAUUCAACUUUGUGUUUGGAGAAAAAGCCCAAGUUAGUUGUGGGACUUAAGGGUUCAACAUCUAAUAUUUUUGUAGACAAUGCAGCUUAUAGGGACUUCCUUUUCCAAACAUUUCAGGUUUCAUCUUCAGGCAUGGAAAGUUUUGCUAUGGUUAUGACAAGCUUGUCCAAUGGAUUCCCUGUGCUUGUAAGUAGAGGAUUUUCUAAUAUAGCUAGUGGAUAAGAAGGAACAAAUUAAUACCAUUGAGUUGUUUGGUUCUCUUGCAGCUCUUAAUACAGCCAACUCUGUAAUGUACUAUUAUUGUUACUAUCAUAUUACUAUUAUUGUUGAUUAUAUAUUUCCUUUUGCAGACAAGCUUGUCCAAUAAUAAUAUCAUGUUACUAUUAUUGUUGAUUAUAUAUUUUG
Molecule: messenger RNA, 844 nt
Organism: Cannabis sativa
Lineage: Eukaryota; Viridiplantae; Streptophyta; Magnoliopsida; Rosales; Cannabaceae
Product: bark storage protein A-like
Exons: 2
Coding region: 419-661 (80 amino acids)
Biological process (GO): nucleoside metabolic process
Molecular function (GO): catalytic activity
Source: RefSeq, a predicted model, not a curated record